Exaiptasia diaphana is the source of this 991-nucleotide messenger RNA. RefSeq names its product proliferating cell nuclear antigen. Gene Ontology annotation, cellular component: PCNA complex. The record is from RefSeq and is a predicted model, not a curated record. NCBI's taxonomy places the organism in Eukaryota, Metazoa, Cnidaria, Anthozoa, Actiniaria, Aiptasiidae. Bases 56 to 850 code for a protein of 264 amino acids. Gene Ontology annotation, molecular function: DNA binding; DNA polymerase processivity factor activity. Gene Ontology annotation, biological process: leading strand elongation; translesion synthesis; regulation of DNA replication. The transcript is spliced from 8 exons.
UUUCUGCUCGACGAACGAAGAAUUGUUUGAAAAAUUCUCCUGCUUUUAAUUCAAAAUGUUUGAGGGAAAACUAACUCAAGGAAGUCUCCUSAAGAAAAUCAUUGAAGCCAUUAAAGACAUYGUCGGUUCUGGCAAUUGGGAAUGUUCUGAUAAYGGCAUGGCACUGCAAGCAAUGGACAGUAGUCACGUUUGUCUUGUGUCAUUAGAUCUCAAGAGAGAUGCMUUUGAACCCUACAGAUGCGACCGCAACAUCACACUUGGAUUAGAAACUACUAUGGUAUCGAAAAUUGUCAAAUGUGCAGGAAAUGAUGAUACAAUAACAAUUUCAGCUGAAGAUAAUGGAGAUGCUGUCACUUUCCUAUUUGAAAGUCCAAAUGGAGAAAAAACAUCAACUUACACAACAAAAAUGAUGGAUAUUGACCAAGAUAACCUGGGAAUUCCUGAACAAAAGUAUGACGCUCUGGUCAAAAUGCCUUCGCAUGAAUUUCAGCGAAUUAUCAGAGAUUUAUCUCAAAUGGGUGAUUCAGUAAUUAUUGCUUGCACAAAAGAUGGCGUCAGCUUCUCUGUUACUGGAGACAAUGGYAGUGGAAAAAUCUUAUUACGACAGAAUGCAAGCGUUGAUAAAAGCGGUGAACAGGUCUCUAUUGAUCUCCAGGAGCCAGUCAGUCUGACAUUUGCCCUUCGAUACCUGGGUCAGUUCACCAAGGCCACACCACUAUCAAGCAGCGUUUCUUUAUCACUGAAAAAAGACAUUCCUCUUGUUGUUGAAUACUCAUUUGAAGAUGUUGGUGAAAUCAAAUAUUACCUUGCACCAAAGGUUGAUGAAGAGGAGAUGGCAGCUGACGAGUAGAUGUACCAAGAUUUGUAUUUAAAACUUUAAAGUAUAUGGAUGCACAUUAAUGUUUAUUCAUCCAGUAUGUCACACAUUGCUUGUAAAUACAUAACAAUGUUAAAUUGGUGGAAAGAUGAUUAAAGCAGGAGAAGUUUUUUA